UCUGGUAGUGAACCUCGCACCGGCAGCGACUCGCGCAGUUGGAUUAUCUACGUGUUGGGCGGCUCUUACCCUGAGAAUCAUCCCAUUCUUACGACACCAAGUCUUUUCACGGAGAAUCCAACUUACGAAGACAUGAUGCUGCUUUCGGCUCUGCUCGGCCCAGCUAAAGCACCUGUCGCUACAGACGAGGACGUGGAGAACGCUGGCGGAGUGUACAAUAUUGAGGUGCCGUCUAUGUCUCGAGAUGCGACAAAGACCGCGCAUCUUGUGGCUGUCGCCGUCGAAGGUGAAGAUCGUGUUGAGCUGGAAGCAGAUCAGCGAUGUCUGGUCUGCUUGUGUGACUUCGAAGCCGAGGAGACAGGCCGCAAGCUGGUGAAAUGCAACCACUUGUUCCACAAGGACUGCAUAGACCAGUGGCUGACGACCGGGCGCAACUCAUGUCCGCUGUGUCGCGAGCAGGGCGUUGAUGAGAAGAAGUCAGAGGAAGACGCAGAAGAUUCAGAAGCCACCUUGGACGACAGCGAUGUGUUGCCGAGAGCCGGAGCGGAGACUGUUGAUGUGGACACCGCGAUUGCCGCCUCAUAGCGCGAGCGACAAAUUGACUUGACGCGUAGACAGCUUCUGCACCGUAUGCGAGCGCGCAUGAGUGGCUUGGGAUGAUGUCCGCUAUGGCUUCGAUCGACGUCCGAGCAACUAGCAUGUUUCGCAUCACGUCGACCUUCAGCGCCAUCAGCAAGCGGUCUUUUCAAGAAACGAGUGCAGCUGGAGCGCUCCAGAUGAGCUAGCGAGAGGCUUCAGGACGAUCGGACCAUGCAUGGCAGAUAAGCCACAGCACCAGAGAAGACGCAGGACAGACGAUUCCACCGACUGGAAUCACGAUAUCACGAAGGUGAAAAUGGCUCGCGAGGACGAGAGGAGUUUUAAUGCAUGAUUGAGAGUGCUAACAAAAGGGUGGCACGAAAUUGCGGACUGCAGAACAUACUCGACAGGCAGUUGGAGUUUUGGGGCCCGAAGGAUUGUUUCGUCUUGCGAUUGAUAGCGUGGCAGCAUAGCGGAUUGAAUCAAACAACGUUCAUGAUCA
Molecule: messenger RNA, 1081 nt
Organism: Zymoseptoria tritici IPO323
Lineage: Eukaryota; Fungi; Ascomycota; Dothideomycetes; Mycosphaerellales; Mycosphaerellaceae
Exons: 1
Coding region: 133-585 (150 amino acids)
Biological process (GO): protein ubiquitination
Source: RefSeq, a predicted model, not a curated record